Messenger RNA from Clunio marinus, 189 nucleotides. NCBI's taxonomy places the organism in Eukaryota, Metazoa, Arthropoda, Insecta, Diptera, Chironomidae. The record is from the annotation of a GenBank genome assembly.
AUGUUGAGGGUUGAAGCGAAGUGUCCCACAUUCUGCUGUUAUUCAUUUAUUUUUCGAAUAGCGAAACAACAUAGAAAGAAGCAUAAACAAGACCUACACUUAAGCUUCACACAGCAAACACAACAAUUCGUCAAAAAGUGUGAAACAAUCGCGCUUGCAAAAAAAAGUUCUUCAAAUAUUGCUGACUAG